AUGAACGAGCUUGAUGGUAUUCCUAAGGCAUAUUCAUAUCUUUUUAGCACCAAAGACAGAGCCACUCUGGAACCGUUGUUGCCAUCAUUCCAAAAUCACGGCUUAGAAGUAUCACAUUAUGCCGAAACUGUCAUCCCCAACCCUACCAUGAGCAAUCCGCUUUCCUCUGCCGUUAAAUAUUCCGAUUAUGGUGAGGUGUACUUGAGCACCCUACCCGAGAUCAAUAGGAAUCAGCUAGUGUUUGUGGAGAAAAUCGGCCAAGGAGAGUUUGGAGAGGUACAUCGCUGCUUGCUAGAAUCUCGUCAGGUUGCUGUAAAGCGUCUACACAGCACUUCUCAAGAAGAGGAGAAUGCUUUCCUUCGUGAAAUCAGGGUUUUAGGAAACCUUAAACAUCCAAAUGUUGUCGAGGUGAUUGGUGUCUCUACUAUUGAUAAACCGAUGAUCUGCAUCAUGGAGUACAUGGCUGGCGGAGAUCUGAAGUCUUACAUUAGUAAGAUGGAAGAUGUUGACACACUCUAUUGCAUUUCUGUAGCUACGCAACUGGCCGCUGGGUUAUCCUAUCUAGAAUCAUGCAAUUUCGUGCAUAGCACACUCUAUUGCAUUUCUGUAGCUACGCAACUGGCCGCUGGGUUAUCUUACCUAGAAUCAUGCAAUUUCGUGCAUAGUAAUCCACUUUCCUCUGCCGUUAAAUAUUCCGACUAUGGUGAGGUGUACUUAAGUACCCUACCCGAGAUCAACAGGAAUCAACUAGUGUUUGUGGAGAAAAUCGGCCAAGGAGAGUUUGGAGAGGUGCAUCGUUGCUUGCUAGAAUCUCGUCAGGUUGCUGUAAAGCGUCUACAUAGCACUUCUCAAGAAGAAGAGAAUGCUUUUCUUCGUGAAAUCAGGGUUUUAGGUAAUACUAUUUUUGCAAUGGCAAAAUCGGAAUAA
Strongylus vulgaris is the source of this 927-nucleotide messenger RNA. Lineage: Eukaryota; Metazoa; Nematoda; Chromadorea; Rhabditida; Strongylidae. The record is from the annotation of a GenBank genome assembly.